This is a messenger RNA of Patella vulgata (common limpet), 5819 nucleotides long. RefSeq lists its product as uncharacterized. The transcript has 15 exons. NCBI's taxonomy places the organism in Eukaryota, Metazoa, Mollusca, Gastropoda, Patellidae. Gene Ontology annotation, biological process: transmembrane transport. The record is from RefSeq and is a predicted model, not a curated record. The coding region runs from base 229 to 3252 and encodes 1007 amino acids. Gene Ontology annotation, molecular function: transmembrane transporter activity.
UGUGAUUGACCGUCUGAAAUUCAUAGUAAAUUAUUGGAGAAUUUAAUAAGCCGAAGGUGAAUAUCUGGGUCUAGGGGCAUUGUUGUUUUAUUAGUCAAACAGAACAUCGCCUUUAUAUAUGAAGUAAACGAACAGUGGUAAAGUACAUGUAGAUAUUCAUUUCAAGAAAAGAUUGAUGUUUAUAAAGGGUAUACUUGACUAGAGCCACAUGGAGAAAAGCAGGGAAUUAUGGGUGAAAAUGGUGCUGUCAGUCAGUCAUUGACCAAUGAAAAUGGAGGAUUGGAAGGAACUGUCUCCAGUAGUGGAGGAAAUAAUAAACAGAGCGAGGAGGAAGAAACGGAUGGAUCCGCCUCGUCCUCCAGUAAUGAGGCUGUUACUUUCUCGUUACGUACAUUAACGAAACAACAGAAAGGAUUACUACUUAGUAUCUGUUUAACGGAGUUCCUCAUAAUGUGUUGUAAUUCCCUAAUCAGCCCAUUACUACCUCCUCAGGCUAACGGGAGAAAUGUGAGUGGUCAAAUGCAAGGCUGGAUAAUGGCAUCAUUUGCUGGUGGACAGUUUAUUAUAUUUCCUGUUUUUGGUAAAUAUGUCAGCAAAAUUGGUUCUAAGUUUAUGUUUCUAUCAGGAAUAUUCAUAGCUGGAGGCUGCACCAUUCUUAUGGGUUCUCUACAAUUUGUGCCAUAUACAGAAGGUUCUGUAGUGUUUGAAGUUCUGUUCUUCGUUCUACAAAUAGCAAUGUCAGUUGGGGUAACUGCUGAACAAACAGCAGCUUUUGCAGUAGCAUCUAAAGAAUUCAGUGGAUUUUUUACAACUGUUUUUGGUGUAACAGAGGUAUUUGUUGGAUUAGGUCUGACAAUUGGACCAUUAGUAGGAGGGGUACUCUCUGAUGUUGGAGGUUUCUCUCUGCCUUAUUUUGUAUUAGGUGGUCUGGUUUUAUCAAGUUUACCAUUUAAUUGUUAUUUAGCACCAUCUAUAAUAGAUGAGCCUCUGGCAGGUAAAUUACGUCGGAAAUCUGGAUUAAGUUUAUUACGUCAUCCAUCUAUAAUUAUAACAUGUUUAGCUGUAGUCAUAGGAUCAGGUGUAUGGUCUGUGUUAGAUCCAUGUCUAGAACCACAUCUAGAGGAGUUUAAUCUGACUCCAGCUACAAUUGGUGCUGUGUUUUUAUUAUUAUCUGCUUCCUAUGCCCUGAGUUGUGCUUUAUGUGGAUGGAUUGCUGAAAAACUGCCAGAUAAUCGUCUGUUAAUGAUACCAGGGUUUAUAUUGUGUGGUGUAGCACAUUGUCUGCUGGGACCAAGUUCUUUAUUUGGUUUUGAUCCAUCUUUCAAUCAAUUAUGGUUAAUUAUUCUUGCGUUAAUUUUAUUGGGAGCAGCUAUGAGUAUGAGUAUAAUUCCAUCUUAUGACAUCAUUAUGGAAAUUGCUAUAGAGACUGGCUAUCCUGAUAGUCUGAGUACACAUGGUCUGGUAGCUGGCUUGUGGAGUUCUAUGUAUGCUUUAGGAGAGUUUAUUGGACCAAUCUGGGGUGGCUAUAUACAAGAUAAUAUUGGUUUUGCUGAUGGUUUAACCUACACUGCAGGAGCAUGUGUGGUCAUUGUGAUUCUGCUAACAGCGAUGGCACUGUAUGAUUGUUAUUGCUGUGAAGCUGAAGAUGAUGAAAAAGAAAUUCCAGAAAAACAACUUUUAUUGCCACCAGAGGUAGUUAAGCGUAUCAGAUCACUCUCCGAGCCCAUGUACAGAAGGGGACGAAAUUUAACACCAGUUUUGGAAACUGUCUAUUCUGAAGAUUUUAGUAGUUAUUCGUCCUCUAGUUCAGCAUAUUCAAACUCCAUAGAAACAAACGAAAAUGACAGCUAUGUUUCUAUUCAACAAAGUGAUGUUUUUAGCUCGAACAACCGUAGUGAUAUGAAAAACUCUAAACCAGAUGCAACGAAAAUAGGAAUUAAUGGUAAUGGCAAAGUAAAACAAUAUGGCAGCUUUUCCAAAACUCCAUUUAACCCCGGAACAAAUAAAAAUGGCAUUCCACAAACUGACACUAUUCAAAAAUCUCGCUCUAAGUCUGUGACUGCCGGUUAUCCUCCCAUUUCUGUAUUUUAUCCGGUGUGGGAGAAGGAAUCUAAUACCUUCUUGGAGAAGGAUUCUAGAAUGUUAAAUUCAAGGAAUUCACCAUACAGUGUUCAAGAUAAUAUCUCCACAGACAAAAAAUCUAAGCCUACAGCAAGAACUUUAAGCAUACGGCAAAGACUUAAUAAUGGCGGCCAUGACAGUGAUACCUGUCCUAAGUCUUUAAAUAAAUACCCAACUGAAAAUGUAGACGAAUCUGAUUUGAUUUCAUCCAGUUGUCCAAAUACAUUGACAAAAAUUACUGAAGUCCUAGAACCUACAAUAUUAUCGUCUUCCGUGCCAUAUUCGACGUCAGAAAUUAAAAUUGAAAUAAUAACUGAGGUGCUUAGUGACAGUGUUUUUGUAUCAGAGACUAUUGUGAGAAAGGAAGAAAUAUAUUCAGAACCGGAUUUAAUUAAUUUCGAUGAAGGAAAUAGAGUCACAGUAAAUAAAAAUCAUGUGCAUGUCAACAAUUCAAAACCGGAUAGAGCAAAUGACACAAGUGCUGCAGAAAACUUAACUUCCAAAUAUGGUAUUACUGAAUUAACAUGUGAUUCUAAUCAACAAAUAGCUAGUGGUUCUGCUACAGACGUUAUUGUAAAGCAAACAAACGAAAAAAGUAGCCAUUUGGAAUCAGCAGAUUUAAAUUCGCAGCGAGAUAUAUAUCCACAUGUUAUUAUUCAGCAACCUUCAAAUCCCAAAAGUGCUACAAAAGAUAAAAAGAAAGAAAGCGGAGCUGCUGCUCCACCAAAUGAAAAUAACGAUUCUGUUUAUACCUCACUCAAGGUCAAAGUUCAAAGAACAAGAAAAACCAAAUCUGUUUCAUCUGCCAUUCAGUAUGAAAAAUCAGAAGUUGCUGUACAGGUGGUUAAACGGCCUCCAACACCAGUAUCAGUAAAUCCGCGGGACGGAAUCCGAUCACUUUUAUAUAAAACAAUUGUAAAUGCGCCUAGCAACCAAAUUUCACAAGCUGUGGUACCAAAAACUAUUCCAACAUCUAAAUUAUUCAAUCGAACUAACUCUAAUCCAGGAACUAGUAAAAAACAUAAAAAGAGAAUCCACAGUAUGUCGUUAAAUGCUGAUGAUUCUUGUAUACCUGAUCAUUAUGCUAGUCUAGAUUAUUCAGAAAUAUAUCGGAACAAUAUGCUCCCAUAGAUAGAGAUUUUUUACGAAUUUUAUUUUUUCAAUGGAUCUAUGAGAGUGUCGAACAUAAUCUUUGAAUGGCAUUUAGUGAUUGAACAUAAUUUAACACAACCCAGUUCUAUGGAUAACAAUCACUAUAUUAUAUACACACGUUUCAGUUGUAAUUUGUAUGCUUGAUAACGACCAGUGAAUUCUUGUCGAAAGGUUGUGUGUAUAUAAUAUACUGAUAGAACUGUGUUGUGUUAUAGUGUCAAAUAUAUUUUAUUGAAUAAAACUGAUUAAUUCUAUGUGGAAAACUCUAAAGGGAUGCUCAUAUGUCAUUGUGAAACUGGAUACUUUUUAAAAGAAAUACCAAUUUUCUCAAAGUUCUCAUAUUCCAAUUAAAUUCUGUGAUCAUCAUUUGAGUGAUUUGUAAUCCUCUGUAAACUAGGAUAUUGUAAAAGUUGAAUCUCUGAAAGGAAUGUCAGUUCCAAAAUGGUUCAUUUCCAUUUAGGAUUUACAAAGAUAUGAUAAAUUGAAAAUUUGUCAACAUUCAGCAUCCUCUGUAGACAAUAUAAAUAAUUGGGAUAUGAUCAAAACAAGCAAGCCCUUUGGACCUUUUUUUGAAACCACAUUCAUAAUGACUUGGCUCCGAAGUGAAUGUAAUUUUUGUUUUCUGGUUGAAAGUUUUAAUGAUUCUUGAAAGUUUCUAAUAUUUCAAAAAGAGUAAAUGUUCUUUUAGUGUAGAUCUAUAUGAUGUUUAUAUGAUGUGAUGUUUAGAUUUGAUCUCAUGCAAAGAAUUAUUAAUUGUUGUAUCAUAUGCAGGUUGUGUUAAAGAUGCUUGAUGUGAGAGCUAAAUCUAAGAAUGCUUCGGCCAUUUAAUAGUAUAACGAUAAAACAGAUAAUCCAGACUUAGUAUCAAUUGUCAAGUAAUAAACAGUCUACACUCAUUUUGUCAAAACUUAAAACACUUAUAACUUUACACAGAAUAAAGUAGUUUGAAUGAAAUUUUCAAUAUAUUCAUUUUCCAUUAUCUAUUUUUGAACUAUUAUAGCAAGAACAGUCCGGUCUUUAUCCAAAUCUUACAUAAUGCAUGUUGAAGAGAUAUUAAAGUAUUUACAUAUUAUAUAUAAGCCUAUAUAUUAUAUUGUUAUGGUUUUUGGGUGGCCGAAUGGACUAAUACAUACACUUGAGAUCAUUCAUAUACAUGUAAGUUCAAUAAUCUAAUUCCAUGCUUGUACAUGACAAGGAGUUGGGUUGUCUAUCUAUACAUGUUGGCUUUCAUUAUUUUCCUCAUACUGAUAAAGAAUCUGGUGUGCAAGUGAAUUAACAAAAAUUAUAAUACAUGUACAGUAUACGAUAUGUUAGUCCCCAAACGGCCUUAUUUGUGUUGAGUGGACAUGAAAGAAUUUAAAGUAAACCUGAUUUUUGUGUUGUUUUCAAAUGAAUAUAUAAUUAUAUUAAAUAUAUUUUAUGUAUAAUGUAGUGUAAAUGUUAUGUACUUUAUAUAUGCCCACAUUUAAUGUGGGAAAAUUUUGCUGGUCUUUCUAGAAUUGCAUUUCAUUUCAUUGUUAAGUUAAAUGUGAACUCAUUUUUAUCUGAUUUUAAAGAAACUUUGUAUCUAGACAAUGCAUGUGUUAUUGACGCUGUAUGAUGUGACACCACAGGUAGACCUUUACUGCACUUCUUUUUUUCACAGAGUUAAAAGAAGGCUUUGGCAUUACCGCUAAUAUGAAACAGAUUGGUAUUUUAUCAGUUUGUGCUGGAUUCAUUAAGAGUACCGGUAUGUGAAUAUUGCUCACACUUGAGCAAUUGUAUUUUUAUAAGGCAUUCAUGAAUUUAUGACAUUUUAUAAAGCAAUAUUUUUAUGAACCAAAUAUUUUUGAAAGUAUUAAAAGCUUUAACCUUCUUGCUGUGAAAUAUAUUUUGAUUAAAAUUAGAUCUACAUGUAUAUACUGUUUUGGUUUUGUAUUUUUAUUGUUUUCAGUUAACAGAGACCUUAGAACAUCCUUAUCAAUUGUUUAUUCUAUCAAGCUUUAUAUGGAAGUAUAGUAGGGUGAAUUUGGACUCAAUAGUAAAUGUUUAAUACGUCAUGCUAAUCCGCACAGUAUUACAUAAUUCAGUCAAUUAUAUUUUAAUGGAUCUUAAUCCACCUUAAUUACCCACCAUUUAUAUCUACUUCAUAUUGUCUUAUAUAUUUCAUUAAUCACCUGUCUCCAGUAUUCUUUGUUUUAAACUUUAAAUUGAGCUUAUAAAUUAUAAUUAACGUCAACGGGCUAUAGCGUUUAGUUACCAGGGUAUAUUGUUUGUAGAUUUAUAGGAUUAAUGCCCUAGGCGAUGCAUGGGGAUAUAUAGACCCAAAAUGACAGAAUUUGGGAAGAGCUGGCUACACACGUGUCUUGGGAGAUCAACUUAGAUCACAUACCUAAGGACAGACCUUAUUUACCUGUAUUUGGAGACAUAAGUUUAUGUCAAUUCCCAUAUCCACAUUGGAGCUUAUUUACUAUUAAGCAUUGGACCAAUAAUUGUUAUAUUAAUUGUCUGUUGUGAUAUUUGUUGAUUACUGUUUACCAAAGAAUAUAGAGAACUAUUAACAACCA